Messenger RNA from Oppiella nova, 270 nucleotides. Lineage: Eukaryota; Metazoa; Arthropoda; Arachnida; Sarcoptiformes; Oppiidae. The record is from the annotation of a GenBank genome assembly.
AUGAUACCGGCGCUGGGCUACGGGACCUGGCAAUUAGCACCGGACAGGAAGGGCACUGGGAACAGUAGUCAAGCGGAUGCUAUAGAGGCCAUCAAAGAGGGCGUUAUGGUUGGGUACCGACACAUCGACAGCGCCUACAUGUAUGACACGGAGAAAGUUAUCGGCGCGGCACUGAAAGAGCUAUUCAGCGCCUGUAUGGUUGACCGGGAAGACCACUUUAUCGUCACAAAAGUGUGGAAUAAUUUUCAUAGCAGGGAACGGGCGGUCGAG